Alnus glutinosa is the source of this 1827-nucleotide messenger RNA. RefSeq lists its product as uncharacterized. Bases 373 to 1692 code for a protein of 439 amino acids. Gene Ontology annotation, molecular function: ubiquitin-like protein conjugating enzyme binding; ubiquitin protein ligase activity. Lineage: Eukaryota; Viridiplantae; Streptophyta; Magnoliopsida; Fagales; Betulaceae. Gene Ontology annotation, biological process: ubiquitin-dependent protein catabolic process. The record is from RefSeq and is a predicted model, not a curated record. Gene Ontology annotation, cellular component: endoplasmic reticulum. The transcript has 2 exons.
CUAACCCAAAAAAAAAAAAAGAAGAAAAGAAAAAAGCAUAGAAGAAUUAGGAGAGAGGCGGAUCAGACGCCCAUCGCCUCAACCACCUCUGUAGAGUUUCGCGCCUCUCCUUUUUCUAUCUAAAUCCAAAGAAGAACAGGAAGAUAACCAUGUUGUGAAACGAAAAAGCAUUAAUUUCUGCUGUUGUAAAUGAAUAGCUCCGAAGCCUCCGAUCAAAAAAUCUGCUGAUGAAUGACGACCCCAUUCUUCACUGUGAUUCGGAAAGGACCACUGUUACAAUUAUGUUGGGUGUCUAAAUAGUCUGAAUUUUGUUUUGGGUUCUCAACCAAAAGGAGAAAGGAUUUCGAUUUGCAUUGCUGUAAUUCCUUUUUCAUGGGCAACAAUAUGAGGGAAGAGAUAAUGGAUCUUGAUUUGAACCAAGAACCUUUGGAUGAACCCCGCGGUUCAGCACUAGGAUUAGACUCUAUAGUCAAUGAACUAGAAACGGCCCAUGAACGCAUUGAAGAACGUAUCAGACAGCUUGAAGCAGUCACCGCUAGAGCUAGGCACCGUCAAAGAUGGAGACAGGGUGAAGCUCCCCCUCAAACAGAUAGCUCUGCAGAAGCUAUGGUUCAACAUGCAAGUAGGCUGCAUAAUGCAGGUGUUGGUAAUGCUGUCCAGGAAAGAAGAUUUGGCAGUGGCAAAACUAGUAAGACAGGCAGUAUGUUUUUGAUAGCUAAAGCACUGGGGAUGGAUACGGAUGCUGAGAAGGCAGGAAGUGGCAGUGGGGGUUUUUUUGAUUGUAAUAUAUGCUUGGAAAUGGCAAGAGAUCCUAUAGUGACCUGUUGUGGUCACUUGUUUUGUUGGCCAUGCUUUUAUCAAUUGUCAUAUGUUGAUUCCAAUGCAAAGGAAUGCCCGGUGUGUAGGGGAGAGGUAACUGAUACAAGCAUCAUUCCAGUAUAUGGCAAUGGAAGUGGUGACAGCCCCCGCAAGUCAGAGUUAAAAGAGAUUGGGUUGAAGGUUCCCCCUCGGCCUCAUGCACACAGGGUUGAGAGUAUGAGGCAGCAGUGUAGGGGUCAAGGAGUAUCUUCUUCUGUUGAGGAAAGAAUUCACAGCAUUGUUGGCAUCAUGGGAGAGCGAGUGCAGGCACAAGAUCUUGAUCGUCCACGCAUAAUGGGUGAAAGAACUAAUUUCUCAGCCAAUCGAUAUCGAACAUCCCGGGUAUUGCCUACCACAGAGACUGAGAGCAGCCAGCGGCAUCGUUCCCUUCAAGUUUCAAGAUUAUUACUGCAAGGAGCUGCUUCGUUUUCUUCACUUUCAUCUGCAUUAAAUACUGCGAUGGAUUCUGCAGAAAGAUUAGUCGAGGACCUUGAGGCAUAUAUUCAUAGUCGCCAUAUGAGAGGAAGCCACGAACAAGCUCCAAGUGUUGAUAAUAGAGAUUCAUUCUCAAGCAUUUCUGCUGUUAUCCAACCUGAAAUCCAGAGUCCAGAUACUGCUGCUGAAAUCAAUUCUAUAGUUUCCCCUUCUUUUUCAUCUUUCAGGACUGAUAUUGAUGCUCCUGCUGUAAACUUGGAAAACCAGACCACGGAUAACGCCAUAGAAAUUAAUUUAUCACCUUCUCCUUCAUCAUCUAGGACAAGAACUGAUGUUACUAGAGUUUUAGAUUUGGAGAAUGGAGUUUCGCAUGAAGCCAGAAGGAGAAGGUUUAGAUGAUAUAGCAUUUUCCCAGAAGGAAUAGAUGAAAUUAAUAUGAGGUUUCUUCCUAAAUACCCUAAUAUAGUUGUGAUUAAUGAAAUGUUUGUGUUUCGUUCUUUUUGAAUAAAUAUGCGUGCCAAAUUCAUGUAUUCA